AUGGAGGACGGCGAGACACCAUCUGGCGCAAUAUCGGCCCCAACGGCGACGGCAGAUUCUUCAGCGGAGCCUCAAGCACUGACUCAAGGCGAGCAACCGGCCACGACGAACGGAAACGAUCAGUCGAAUGCCACCGGGUAUGAAUCACAACACACGCUAGCUACCGAUAACAGCUUGGUCCAUCCUCCUGCUGCCUCGAAUCCUCCGUCACAGCCUUCUGUGCCACCGACAGAAGCCCCGGAUCCCGUAUAUCAGCUUGCGGCCGCAAGCUCUACCCUGGAUUCAUCUCAAAUCGGAGCUGUUGACCAUGUUGUACAGCUUCAGGCCCUACAGCAGUUCAAUAAUGAUCAGGGCCCAUUUAACCCCAAUGCUAGCUUAGCAUCUCAUGCUGCACAGGCUACUGCUCCUCCUACAGCUCCAGCUCCCGCAGCCCAAACUCCCGUGACCCAUAUCACCCAGUAUUACGGCGAGAUCCCAGCUGGAGGCUUUUCUGACGGUUUCGAAUUGGUAACGGAUGAGAGCGCUGCAAAUCGCAUGAAGCGAGAUGUCAAGCGAAGGACAAAAACAGGCUGCCUUACUUGCAGGAAGCGCCGAAUAAAGUGCGACGAACGGCAUCCAGUGUGUCGAAAUUGCGAGAAGAGCAAGCGAGACUGUCUUGGAUACGAUCCAGUAUUUAGAAGCCAGCCAGGACCCUCGUCGCUACAGCCGGCGCCAAUAGCACAUCCCUCGCUGCAAGUUGCGCCUCAGAACCCUCAUCAGGCCGCAGGGCUCAACCAGACGUAUCUUGCAACUGGCACAGCGCAUUCUGUAUCUCCAACUGUCAAUACAGCUACGGGCUCAUCGGCCUCGCCGCCCCAGGAGAAGUUUGACUUUGGCACAGAACCAGAGCCUACUCCCCUAGCAACAGCUCAGGUAGCUCCAGCAGCACCAACAGUACCGAUCACCGCUUCAGUCGCGCAGUCGAGAAGUGUUACUCCGAGAGUGGCUGAAAGCCACCCAUUGAUAGCUGCCUCAACGACCUUGCCUAACUCAGAAAAGAUGGAACCGAGACAACCCAAAAUGUCUGAAUUGCUAUCAAUUGGUGGUUUUGCGCUACCGGAAGUUGAUACCAAUCCUCUCUCACCUACAAAGCUGGAAGAGGUAAAGAUGUUAUACAAGAUCUAUGCUCAAGGAAUGGACCGCCUGCUUGAAUGUAACUGGUACGACACGCAUGGGCUAACCCGCUUACUUGGAAACCCACGCCUACUAUCACUCUACUCUUCUCUUCUUGACGGUUUCACCGAUCCAAACAUACACGAUGUGUCGGUGAUUACUCGAAUGGAAUCAUUUGAAAGCAAUGUCAUCUGGGAAAGUCUUUGCCUGUGCCGUUCAGCCCGAGCUCUGGAGCCGACUAAUGGAACCGACACCUCAAACUCCACGGACCCUCAACUCACAUAUGCUGUCAAACGGCUAUCUCUACUCGAAGCCUUACUCACAGGAACCGUGCUUGAAAACAAUCCGGUAUCUCGUCACAACUACCCGGAAGAUGAUCCAGCUGCCACCACAUCCGGGUUGAACGCACAGAUAAAAAACCGUCAGCUUAAUUUCUGGGAGUCAAUGGGAGAUUACCUGUCAAUCCCGGACAGUGACCCAGAUGCAAGCAACAAACGGGACAAAGCCCUCUUUGCGGCUCGUGCGUUCCUUGAUAUGAUUGAAUGCCGUGAUGUCGUUUACUCUAUUGCCGUUGUCAGAAACAUUUCCAAAUUCCAACCCCGAAAAUUCAAACUUCCCACCGCCUCUGACGAAAAGGACCCAGCUGCAAAGUUAUAUGUAGCAUGUCGAUUCCUAGAGGAUGAAGUUCGUGGAAAAGCGACUAACCAGAUCACUCGGCGUAUCUCUCAGCUAACCGUCAGAUAUUGGGACGAACCCUACAAUGUCUGA
Molecule: messenger RNA, 1920 nt
Organism: Nannizzia gypsea CBS 118893
Lineage: Eukaryota; Fungi; Ascomycota; Eurotiomycetes; Onygenales; Arthrodermataceae
Exons: 3
Coding region: 1-1920 (639 amino acids)
Biological process (GO): regulation of DNA-templated transcription
Molecular function (GO): zinc ion binding; DNA-binding transcription factor activity, RNA polymerase II-specific
Source: RefSeq, a predicted model, not a curated record